Messenger RNA from Lathyrus oleraceus (garden pea), 1801 nucleotides. Its product is annotated as protein MAIN-LIKE 1. The transcript has 4 exons. The record is from RefSeq and is a predicted model, not a curated record. The coding region runs from base 486 to 1739 and encodes 417 amino acids. Gene Ontology annotation, biological process: meristem development; meristem maintenance. NCBI's taxonomy places the organism in Eukaryota, Viridiplantae, Streptophyta, Magnoliopsida, Fabales, Fabaceae.
CGUUACUCUGCAGAAACAAAAUCCAAACAUUUUUAAAAGCUUGAUUUUUCUUUUGGAGUUUGUUGAAGUUUCACACUGAAACUCAACAAACUUGAGCUAAGCCACGAAUUACCAAGAAAAAACCAUUACCAUAGCGAUAACAGUGACGAUGGAGGAUUCACAAGGAAAAGAGGAGAGAAAGCGUUUACCAAGAUACAUUCCCGUUCUUCACGCUCACCAGAAACACGCAUUUUCCGUUAAGAAGAGGUGCAGAUGGCCGGAUUCCAGUCCGCACGUUAGACCGGGGUGCAUCUUCAUCUGCAGCUGCAGCUGAGCCGACUGGAUAUCCAGGAGGGCCGUACGAUACGUCUCUUUUGGUGAAGUACGAGCAUCAUGUUGCUCGACAUAUAUGGUUCGGUGAGGAAAGAGGACCAAAGAAAGAGUUGAAGGUUGCCGAACAUGGACUGAAGUUGACUUCUAGGGUUCCAUUGGCUCUUCCACCACAGAUGGAGAGUUGGGUAUCUAGAUCCGAUUUAGCUUCACUGCAGAGAACGAGUCUGAACAAGAUAGACACAAAUCUUGUCUCUGCAUUUGUGGAAAGAUGGCAUCUAAAGACAUCUUCAUUUCACAUGCCGUUUGGUGAAAUGAGCAUUACUUUAGAUGAUGUCGCAUGUCUACUUCACUUGCCCAUUAGGGGAAUCUUUUGGAGUCCUCAGGAUGUGACUGAAGAGCUAGCUGUUGAACUUGCUGUUGACUACCUAGGAGUGUCACAGGGUCAGGCACAGUCACAUGUUCGGAGCUGCAGGGGGUCGUAUUACAAGUUGGAGUGGUUAUAUGAUAUAUUCGUACAUCAUAGGGCUGCUUCCAGCUGGGCAUAUGCGACUAGAGCAUAUCUAUUGAUGUUGGUGGGUUCCACCAUAUUUGCUUAUAAGACCUUUACACUUGUAGAGGCACGAUACCUCCUCCUGUUUAGGGACUUGGAUGGAUGUUCAGGAUAUAGUUGGGGAGCAGCUGCACUAGUUACCCUCUACCGAUAUCUUGGAGAUGCGUCCAUGUACAGUUGCAAACAGCUAGGUGGAUAUCCUACUCUCCUACAGUGUUGGAUUCACGAGUAUUUUCCAACUGUUGGAAAAAGAGGGGAGAAUUGGAAUCCUGCUAGAAACUGUGGUCUUCCCCGAGCGAUGAGAUGGUCGUAUAGACAGGGAGUCCUGAAGGUCGAUGAUUUACGACCUAUUUUGGACGAGCUAACACCUACCGACGUCAUCUGGCGACCAUUUGAGGAUCAUAGAGCAUGGCGUGUAUUUGAUGAGAUAUGUCUUUACAGGGGCUGUUUGAAGUGGGGUGAAACAGUUGUUCCAUACUUGCCUGAUAGAUGUUUGCGUCAGUUCGGGUAUAGGCAAUAUGUUCCAUCCCCACCUCUGGAUUGUAUGAUGGCGACGGAUAUUGAUGUUGAUUGGAUCAGUUACCAUCAGAGUGUUGUCGAUGUGAUCGGUUCAUCUUCCGUGGCCACCACUCCAUCUGAGGUAGUAGACGGUUAUCUGGAGUGGUAUUAUCGUGUUUCCCAUCCACGGUUGGUCCCUCCCCAUCGUGACGCUCCUAGAGAGGUACCCGUUCCUGUAUAUGACGCCGGGCCAUCUGAUCCUGAUUGGGCUCGUGUAUCUACAUUGAUUCGUCGUUAUCUGAGACAGGUUAAUGCUGAAGAGGAAGAUCCACAGUUUUCUGAUUUAUUUGAAGCUUUGCAUAUUUCUCGUUCACAUUGAUUAUAUGUAUUAAGCUUUGAAUAUAAUAGACAUAAUAAUAUAGAUUUCAUGUUUUGAUUACA